Molecule: messenger RNA, 543 nt
Organism: Habropoda laboriosa
Lineage: Eukaryota; Metazoa; Arthropoda; Insecta; Hymenoptera; Apidae
Product: EKC/KEOPS complex subunit TPRKB-like
Exons: 1
Coding region: 1-543 (180 amino acids)
Biological process (GO): telomere maintenance via recombination; tRNA threonylcarbamoyladenosine modification
Cellular component (GO): nucleus; cytosol; EKC/KEOPS complex
Source: RefSeq, a predicted model, not a curated record
AUGGAUGACUAUAUAGUAUCAUUAGAUGCUGAAACAGAAAUGUUCUGCGCAUUAUAUUUAUUCAAAGAUGUGCAAAAUUCAAGUGAAAUACGGAAAAAAGUUAUGAAUGGUGAACUUUGUUGUUCUGUUAUAAAAGCAGGGCUUGUAGUGGACCCUUUACAACUAAUAGUAGCUGCAAAUAAAGCAGUAAUUAGUGCAAAAAUGAAUCAACUCACUACAAAAAAUUUGUAUACUGAAGUAUUAUUUAAUUUAUCAAUGUCAAAGAACAUACUACGUGCCCUAACAGAAUUUGGUAUCGGUAAUAAUGACAAAAACAUAUUAAUAGUGCUUGUAUCUAGAAAAGAUGAUGAAAAAUCAACGUCAGAGGUACUUAUAGAUAGUAUAAAAGGAGAAAGGAUAUCGGUUUCAAGGUUGUCUGAGUUUACAGACUUUGAAUUAAUAAAAAAGAUAUAUAAAAUUGAGAAAGAUGAAUUAAAUAUUUCUACUUUAACUAAUUCUGUUGUUUCUAGAAUUGGUUGUAAAGAUUUUAUAUUAUUGAAAUAA